AUGGAAGAUCACUCUAAAGCAAUCCCCACUUUGCCUCAUAAGGGUGUUCUACCUACUGCAGUAUCUACCGCUGCUGGUGGGGACACAUUCACGCUUGUUGUCCACGUGAUAGUGUUUCUAAUCGGCGUACCAGGCAACUGCCUGAUUCUCCGAGUCUACUGGACUAAGGCUCACAAGACCAGCACCCAUGUCUUCAUCAUGGCCUUAGCCUGGGCUGACCUGGCCGUCUGCAUGCAAAGAUGGCACCGCGUUUCAGAAGAAGCUAUUCUUUUGGCAGGGGGACAUGAGACACCACGCGUUAUAUUAAUCGCCUGGGCAUUUACGAAUUCGUUUAUUGGAGUUUCCGUUCUGAUGACCGCGGUCAUUGCAGCCGACCGCUACGACUGCGUGUGCCGAGCACGCAAUCGAUUUUUCACCAAGAAACGGGCACAGGUAACAGUCAUAAUAACAUUUGUGUUUUCGUUUGUCAUCAACAUCCCAGCCUUUUAUUUAGCGUUGUCCACCGACCCUUCAAAUGCAGUCGUGAGAAUGUUGGUGUUCGCGUUCCAAAUUGUGCUUUUCGUGACCGCACUGGUGAUGAUCGCCGUAUGCUAUCAACUAGUUUACAUGGCCAUCCGGAAGCACGUCAAAGUUGGUGUUCACUCUAAAGCUGGGCUGAGCGUCGGGGGUCAUGAUGGUGAGAGGUGUUGCAGUGACGUUUCAGGCACGGCCCGUUCCGGCGUGUCAUGGUCCGUUGAGAUGGACGUCAAAACCUCACCACUGAAAAUGAAGGGACUGUCUACCAUAAAGGGAACGGAUGCUUGCUCGUCAUCUCGGGCAAUUCCAGGUACAUCAUCGGAUAGAAAGGCGAAAGGAGAACAAACUCGAAAGGUCAAAGCGGUUAACCUUCAGCGUAAGACAACGAGGAUGUUGUUCAUAACCAGUGCAGUGUUCGUACUAACCUGGCUGCCGUAUUGGACAUACAUCGCUGUAGAGUAUGCCUUCCUUGGCGGAGCACCAAUUCACCCGACUUUUCGACGCAUGCUGAAGUCCUUUUCAUUUGCCUGUUUGUUCAUCAACAACGUUGUGAACCCGUUAAUCUACGGAAUCGCAAACAGACGUUUUAGACAAGACUGCAAGGAGGUACUUAAGAAACUCCGGUUGUGUUAA
Patiria miniata (bat star) is the source of this 1149-nucleotide messenger RNA. Its product is annotated as gastrin/cholecystokinin type B receptor-like. The transcript has a single exon. Bases 1 to 1149 code for a protein of 382 amino acids. The record is from RefSeq and is a predicted model, not a curated record. Gene Ontology annotation, molecular function: G protein-coupled peptide receptor activity. Lineage: Eukaryota; Metazoa; Echinodermata; Asteroidea; Valvatida; Asterinidae. Gene Ontology annotation, cellular component: membrane. Gene Ontology annotation, biological process: neuropeptide signaling pathway.